UCCGCUUCGUUAGGCGCAAUCAGCGGGUGGCGGAGAGCGAAGUCCCUGCGAACUCCGUCACCCGCGUGUGGAGUGGAAACUGGCGCCGCGUUCCGUGUCCCGUGGGGGUCUGGGAGCAUGGCCAGAAGGGCUCUCAAGCUUGCUUCGUGGACCGGCGCGGCUCUGGCUGCCUCGGGCCUCUACCUCUACGGUAACAAGUACUUGGAUCCUAAUGACUUUGGUGCUGUGAGGGUGGGCCGCGCAGUUGCUACGACAGCUGUCAUCAGUUAUGACUAUCUCACCUCCCUGAGGAGUGUCCCCUAUGGUUCAGAGGAGUACUUGCAGCUUCGAUCCAAGGUGCACCUCCGUUCUGCCAGGCGUCUCUGUGAGCUCUGCUGUGCCAACCGGGGCACUUUCAUCAAGGUGGGUCAGCACCUGGGGGCCCUGGACUACCUGCUGCCAGAGGAAUACACCAGCACGCUGAAGGUGCUCCACAGCCAGGCCCCGCGGAGCAGCAUGCAAGAGGUCCAGCAGGUCAUCCGCGAGGACCUGGGCAAGGAGAUUCAUGAUUUGUUCAUGAGCUUUGAUGACACCCCUCUGGGGGCUGCCUCCCUGGCCCAGGUCCACAAGGCGGUGCUGCGUGAUGGGCGGACAGUGGCCGUGAAGGUCCAGCAUCCAAAGGUACAGGCUCAGAGCUCGAAGGACAUUCUCCUGAUGGAGGUACUUGUCCUGGCCGUGAAGCAGCUGUUUCCGGAGUUUGAGUUCAUGUGGCUGGUGGAUGAAGCCAAGAAGAACCUGCCUUUGGAGCUGGAUUUCCUCAACGAAGGGAGGAACGCUGAGAAAGUAGCCCAAAUGCUCAAGCACUUUGACUUCUUAAAGGUCCCCCGCAUCUACUGGGAGCUGUCCACCAAGCGGGUCCUUCUGAUGGAGUUUGUGGACGGCGGCCAGGUCAAUGACAGAGACUACAUGGAGAGGAACAAGAUUGACGUCAACGAGAUCUCACGCCAUCUGGGCAAGAUAUACAGCGAGAUGAUCUUUGUCAAUGGCUUCGUGCACUGUGACCCCCACCCUGGCAACGUGCUGGUACGGAAGCGUCCAGGCACAGGGAAGGCGGAGAUUGUCCUGCUAGACCACGGGCUCUACCAGGUGCUCACAGACGAGUUCCGCCUGGAUUACUGCCACCUCUGGCAGUCGCUGAUCUGGACUGACAUGGAGAAGGUGAAGACGUACAGCCAGCGCCUGGGGGCCGGGGACCUCUACCCCUUGUUUGCCUGCAUGCUCACCGCCCGGUCUUGGGACUCGGUCAGCAGGGGCAUUGGCCAAGCCCCGGUUACCGCCACAGAGGACGCAGAGAUCCGCAACAACGCAGCCAACUACCUCCCCCAGAUCAGCCAGCUCCUCAACCACGUGCCUCGCCAGAUGCUCCUCAUCUUCAAGACCAAUGACCUACUCCGUGGCAUUGAGGCUGCCCUGGGCACCCGUGCCAGCGCCAGCUCCUUCCUCAACAUGUCGCGUUGCUGCGUCAGAGCAUUGGCUGCGCACAAGAAGAAGAAUACCUGCUCGUUCUUCAGAAGGACCCAGAUCUCUUUCAGAGAGGCCUUCAACUUAUGGCAGAUCAACCUUCAUGAACUCAUUCUGCGUGUGAAGGGGUUGAGGUUGGCCAGCUGGGUCUUGGCCCUGCUUUGCCGGCUGUUGCCCACUUCAUAAUGAGCAGACUUGCUGUCCCCUUUCCCUUUCCAGGGUGACUCUGUGGUGGGCAAGUGGACAUUUCAGUCCUUGCUCUUUUGUCCUCUCUCCACCCAGGUGCCCUGUUUCUGUCACGUGGUAACCUGGAGCCCCACAGUCAUUGCCCAUGGCACCAUCAUACUCCACCUCUGGAGUUCCUCUCCUACACUGUAGCCCUUGUCUCAUAGGCUACACAAGCUGUCCUGUGCAAGAGGUUUCUCUCCUUAUCCAGGAAGACGGCAUAAACAGUCUGUUCCCCACUCCUGGUGAGCGCCGUUGGGCUGAAUGUCCCCCUACUUCCGGUAACCAUUCCUACUCUCAGGAUGGACCAUGAAUCCCACUGACUUCCCACGUGAAUUUCUACAUUUGACUUGUGGGAAGUUUGAUUUUGUUGGAAGAGAGCAUAGUUUCUGAGCUUGCUCGGAACGGCUUCCCUCUCCUUGCCCUGUCACUCCCAGAGGUGUCGCACCUGAGCAAGGAGACUUGGCAUCUAAGGCAUGAGUUCACUGCUGUCAUGGUGACCCCUUUGGUGUUUUAUGUACUGUGUUUCAAUAAAAACCCCUUCAGGGUUGCAGGGAAGGGCUUUGGUGGUGGGAUUUUUAUUCUAGAUUGGGAGUGAAUCCACAUUGGCCUUUAGGUAAGAGUGGACCUGGAUGCCCUGGGCCCCUGUGUUCUACUUGGCAUCUUGCCCCUGUCAUCCUUCCAGCCUUUCUCUGUGUGACCAUUUCCUGCCCCUUGUAGGUGUUUCUUCCCUUUCAAGACUCUGAGACUUUGGUUGGAGAAGUUAAGAAGCGCAAAGCCAGGAACUCAGAGGCUCGGCUGAAACCUCUGACUUGGGUUUCCCUGGGUUCUCACCACAUUCCCUGUGAGCUGGCACCUGCUUUGUUCUACUCAUUGCUUCCUGACUUAGUUCGUCAUUUGAUGCCACCUGUCCUGGAGACUGUAGUGUAGGCCUCAGCCACUGUGGCUAGGUUUCCACUCUGAAACCUCGCUGUCACGUGUUUGGACUCCAUGUUUCCACCUGCCAGAGCUGCCCUGCCCCCACUCAGUCAUCCGCUCCCAUUGCUGGGACUUCCCCAAACUCCUGCUGUAACUCCAGAUCCCCGAGAGACCCCACAUCUGGCAGGCCCUACGAUUACUGAGCACCUGUGCUCACAGACAGUCAUUGUAUUUGAGCCUCUCUGAUCUUACUUCACCCCAUUCACAAGGGCAGGAAACUGCUGAAUUUGAGUCUCCUCUUUGCUUUAUUCAUAAUACAACAAGCAGAUUUUCCACUGACCAGAGAUGAUUUGCAAUCCCUUUAUUUCCCGAAAGAGUUGAUUGUUCUUAGUGACCAGUUGGACGCACCCAGGGACCUGAGAGAAUAAUUUGCCAGAUCUGUUAUUAAUCAUGAGGAUGCAUGUUGCAUAUUAUAUUUUAUGGUGUCUUUUAUAGCCACUGAAGUAAAUAUAAAUGUCCUUUUUGUUCAAGGUAAUGGUUCCUUGCUUUUCACUUUUAGUUUAAUGGUUGGCUUCCUGCUGCCCUGGGAUCUAAAACAUCAGCAUGUUGCCAGUGGGUCCAGCACCCAGGACAGUUAACCAGGGAGAGUAGAGAGUCUGGGAGAGUUUGGGGGUGUAGGGCAAUUUAAAAGUAGGAGGGAAGUUAGCUGAUGAUUUUUGAGUGCCUUCCUCAGGGGAGAGACCAUGUUGGGCUCUUUGUAAAUAAGUUACAUCAUUGAAUUGUUCCAUCAGCUCUGGGAGGGGGAGGGUCAUGAGUCUCAUCCUAUAGAGAUGGGAAUCAGGGCUCAGAGAGGGUUAAUAACUUCCCUGAAGGCACACAGCUGCUAAGUGGGGCUCCAUGCUUUGUUUUUUAUUCCCCAGUGCUGUAUGUCGAGAUCACACUUGCUCUUUGGCCUGUCACACGUGCCUGAAUUGAGCCUCAAAAACCCUGAUUUCAGAAGGGUUGGGUUUUCAGUGGAGGUAGGGGAGUCCAGCAUAUUCGCUGGGGCCCAGGGCAGGGCAGAGCUGGACCACUGUGGCCUGCAUGCAGUUCUGACACUGGCCAUCCGGACCUAGUGCAGGUCCACAGGCCAAAGGCAGAGACACGGAAGGCAAGGUCGAGGAAGGUCCUGAACGCAGAGCUUCCACAUCCUCUCCCGUGGCAUCGGGACGCAGUGUGUUCACUGAGCUUCCGUGUUCAGGGAUUUUAUCGGGAUUUCCUCACGUAGACACAAUUGAUUGAGUCAUCGAUCACAUGAUUGAACUCCGUCUCCAGCCUGCCCUUCUCUCCCCUCCUUGGAGAAGGUGGGCUGAUAUCAGCCCCAACCUGGGUCCUCCAGUAAAAACUCAGGUGUGAUCCAAGGGGUCCAGCCUGAAAACAAGGAUACUGCUAUUGCUGAGAAUUUCGGAGGAGUAACAAUUCUCUCCCACAGGCUGGGGACAGAGACCAGACAGAUUCUUUAUUAUAUAAUAAUCACUCUGGUGUCUUCUUGUCCUGUACCCUUGGCCCGAGGUAUGUCUUUAUCGACUGACUGCGGGCCUGUGCCUUCUGGUUGGCCUGCGUGGAACCAUAUCUGGAGCCCAGAACUGUAGGAAGCGAUUCUCUUCGUGUCUGUUCUGUGGGUCAGCGACAGUGUGGCUGAGCUUCUAUGCGGGACCUUGCUCUGAUCCCUUCUCUGGCCUCUGGAACCUGCCUUGAAUUGAUUUGGGUUUGAUGCUUCCCAAUAAAAUCCUGUGACUUCUCUCCCAGCAGUGACAAUGUGUCAUGUUGGGAAGUCACCACCAGCCUUCUUUGAAGACUGUUUUCCCUUUUAACACUUAAAUACUUAUUCAGUUUACGUGUGGGCUGCUUUGAUUUGGGCAACAUGCGUAUUUUUCCCCCUUCCUCU
This is a messenger RNA of Ailuropoda melanoleuca (giant panda), 4570 nucleotides long. It is a transcript of the gene ADCK1, whose product is annotated as aarF domain containing kinase 1. Lineage: Eukaryota; Metazoa; Chordata; Mammalia; Carnivora; Ursidae. The transcript is spliced from 11 exons. Gene Ontology annotation, molecular function: protein kinase activity; ATP binding. Gene Ontology annotation, biological process: lipid homeostasis; protein phosphorylation; mitochondrion organization. Gene Ontology annotation, cellular component: mitochondrial inner membrane. The record is from RefSeq and is a predicted model, not a curated record. Bases 118 to 1686 code for a protein of 522 amino acids.